UGCAGUUCCUCUCCACUUCAUUUGCAGUUACGCUAACUUUGUGUUAAGUUGUAGGUUAAGGUUUUGUCGUGCCGACGCCUAACCUUAAAUGUUUUAAAAAAAAAAUUACAAAAAAAAUAUAAAAUUACAGAAAAAACAAAAAAAAAAGAGUAAGAAGAACAACGAUUUUAACUUCCAAAGAACCAGUAUACGUAACCAAUUUAUAUACAAGAAUUUCUAAAGUUUUUAUUCGCGCUCAAAAUUUAUCUGGAAAAUGAACCAACAAGGAACACCAAACUAUCCCAUCGCAUCUCUUUACGUUGGAGAUCUGAAUCCUGAUGUUACUGAAGCUAUGCUGUUCGAAAAGUUCAGUGCUACUGGUCCAGUGUUGUCCAUACGAGUUUGUCGUGACUUAGUCACUAGAAGAUCUCUUGGCUAUGCAUACGUAAAUUUUCAACAACCAGCAGAUGCUGAACGUGCUAUCGAUACAAUGAAUUAUGAUCCUAUUAAGGGUAGGCCAUGUCGUAUCAUGUGGUCUCAACGAGAUCCUACUCUUCGUCGAUCUGGAGUAGGGAACAUUUUCAUCAAGAACUUAGACAAAAACAUAGAUAACAAAGGGUUAUAUGAUACUUUCAGUGCUUUUGGUAAUAUUUUGUCAUGUAAAAUAGCUACUGAUGGAAAGGGCUCUUCCCGUGGUUAUGGAUUUGUGCAUUAUGAAACAAAGGAAGCUGCUCAGGAGGCUAUCGCAAAAGUUAAUGGCAUGAUGUUAAAUGACAAAAAAGUAUUUGUUGGUGAGUUUAUGUCGAAGAGGGAACGACUUGAGAAACUUGGUGAUCAAGCCAAGAAAUUUAAAAAUGUUUUUGUUAAGAACUUUGGUGACACCCUUGAUGAGGAGAAGCUUCGUGAAAUGUUUUCCACCUGUGGUGAGAUAACUAGUUGUGUCAUCAUGACUGAUGAAGAAGGAAAAUCAAAAGGAUUUGGAUUUGUCGCAUUUGAAAGCCACGAAGCAGCUGAUAAGGCUGUUGACGAUUAUAACGACUAUGAAAUUCAAGAUAGGAAAAUAACAGUAUGUCGAGCGCAGAAGAAGCAGGAGAGAUCAAUGGAACUCAAAAACAGAUUUGAAGCACAAAAAAUGGAACGAAUUAACAGAUAUCAAGGAGUGAAUCUGUAUAUCAAAAAUCUUGAGGAUGGCAUUGAUGACGAGAAAUUACGUUCAGAAUUUUCCACGUAUGGUACUAUUACAAGUGCUAAAGUGAUGAAAGAUGACAAAGCAAACUCUAAGGGAUUUGGUUUUGUGUGUUUUUCAUCUCCGGAUGAAGCAACCAAAGCUGUUACUGAAAUGAAUGGUCGUAUUUUGGUUACUAAACCACUGUAUGUGGCUUUGGCACAACGUAAGGAAGAGAGAAGAGCCCAGCUUUCAACACAGUUUAUGCAAAGAGUUGGUCCCCUCAGAUAUAGCGGCUCUGGUAUGCCACAACAACCAGGAUAUUCCUUUCAAGGUGGCCAACCUGGUUUUUACAUUCCGUCCAUGCCACAAGGACAACGCGCUUUUAUAACCCAACCAGUUAACCAGAUGACUCGCCCAAGAUGGCAAUCACCCAGACCAAUGAACACGUCUUAUCCACCUGUGGGUCAGAUGAGAGGUGCACGCCCUCCGCGACAUCAAACCAACAUGCCACGACGUGAUGCACCCUAUCAACCUGGAAUGGGUGGACGUGGUGUACCAGGUCAGCAAAUCAUGCGUCCUGCAGGACCUCCACAACAACAGCAAAGAGGAGCUUACAAAUUGACAUCCAAUACAAGAAAUCAAUACCCAGGCCAGGUCAUGCAGCAAGCACCAGCUGAGCAAGCGCCUGUGCAAGUGAUGCAGGGUGCUCACGAACCUUUGACUGCAUCCAUUCUUGCUACUGCCACACCCAGUGAACAGAAACAGAUGAUUGGCGAACGUUUGUUCCCACUUGUCCAAGAAUAUCGACCUCAGCUAGCGGGAAAGAUUACUGGAAUGUUGUUAGAGAUUGACAAUACUGAGUUGCUGCAUAUGUUAGAGUCUCGGGAAUUGCUAAGUUCCAAGGUGGAAGAAGCAGUCCAAGUACUUCAAGCCCAUCAAGCUAAAGAAGCGGCUGCAACUGCUGCUGGUACGGCUGUAGAAAAGAAGUAAAAAAACGUUCUUCUACCAACCAGGCAUGUUUUUUAUUUUAAUGGACAAGUGGAAGAAAUAUGGUUUUAAAAGAAUACAAGAUUAUUUUGAAAAGUGAAAUGCAUUAUAGUUAAGCUAUCAGUUAAUACAAAAAAAACAACUUGUCGAGUUCUUAUCUCAAAUGUAGUUGAAGUGGCAUUUUUAGGUAGUUAGCGAUAAGUUGUUGUUGAAGUAUCGUAUUUAUGAUUCAGUGUCUUAAAUGCGCACCCUUUCUGAUUGUGUCUCGUGCUAGUGGAUUUCUUUUGUUAGGACUCCUUGUGUUCUCAGAGAUUUGUUUUUGUUUGUAAGGAAAAGUUAUUUUGAAACGGAGAGUGUUUUUCAGGGUUGAUGUUUUUUAUAGGAAGAAAACUGUCUUGAGAAUUAAAGUUUGUGUGUACUAAUGAAUGUCUAGAACGAUAUUUUAUUACGGGAAAAGUUAUUUCUUCUAUAUGCUUGUGAAAGUGAUGAAAACAUGCCUGUGUUUUUAAGUAAAAGAAUAUUUACUCGAA
This is a messenger RNA of Hydractinia symbiolongicarpus, 2664 nucleotides long. RefSeq names its product polyadenylate-binding protein 4-like. The coding region runs from base 254 to 2137 and encodes 627 amino acids. NCBI's taxonomy places the organism in Eukaryota, Metazoa, Cnidaria, Hydrozoa, Anthoathecata, Hydractiniidae. Gene Ontology annotation, molecular function: RNA binding. The record is from RefSeq and is a predicted model, not a curated record. The transcript is spliced from 7 exons. Gene Ontology annotation, cellular component: ribonucleoprotein complex.